AUGGCUUCGUAUAGUAUUGUUGAAAUUCCUACCAAACCAUACCAAGAUCAAAGACCAGGUACGUCUGGUUUAAGGAAAAAAACUGCCAUCUUCGAGAAAGAACCCAAUUACACGGAGAAUUUCAUCCAAGCUAUCAUGGAAGCCAUCCCAGAAGGCUGCAAAGGUGCUACUCUAGUCGUUGGUGGUGAUGGCCGUUAUUACAAUGAUGCCAUUUUACACAAUAUUGCUGCCAUUGGCGCAGCCAAUGGGGUCAAGAAGUUGAUUGUGGGUCAAAACGGUUUAUUAUCAACUCCCGCAGCUUCUCAUAUUAUCAGGACCUAUGCUCCAGGUGAGAUCACUGGUGGUAUCAUCCUAACUGCAUCUCAUAAUCCAGGUGGCCCAAAGAAUGAUAUGGGUAUUAAAUAUAAUAUUCAAAACGGUGCCCCAGCUCCAGAACCUGUCACAGAAGCUAUUUGGGAAGCUUCCAAGAAAUUACAAAACUAUAAGAUCAUCAAGGAUUUCCCCGAACUGGAAUUGAAAACUUUGGGUAAGAACAAGCAAUAUGGUCCAUUAUUAGUGGACGUCAUCGAUACUUGUGAAGCAUAUGUUCAAUUUAUCAAAGAAAUCUUCGAUUUCCCAUUGAUCAAGAAAUUCGUAGAUACUCAAAGAAAGACCAAGAAUUGGAAAUUAUUAUUCGAUGGUAUGAAUGGUGUCACUGGUCCCUAUGGUAAGGCAAUUUUUGUCGACGAAUUGGGCUUACCUGCCGAUGAAGUAUUAAAGGAUUGGCACCCAUCUCCAGAUUUCGGUGGCCAUCACCCAGAUCCAAACUUAACUUAUGCCAAAUCAUUGGUCGAUAGAGUUGAUAAAGAAAAAAUCGAGUUUGGUGCUGCUUCAGAUGGUGACGGUGACAGAAAUAUGAUUUACGGGUAUGGUCCUGCUUUUGUCUCCCCCGGUGAUUCUGUGGCUAUUAUUGCUGAAUAUGCUUCUGAUAUCCCAUAUUUCAAGAAAAACGGUAUUUAUGGGCUAGCUCGUUCUUUCCCCACCGCAAGUUCCAUCGAUCGUGUUGCCAAGGCUCACGGUUUGAAAGCAUACGAAGUACCAACUGGCUGGAAAUUCUUCUGUAAAUUAUUUGAUUCCAAAAAGGUCUCCAUUUGUGGUGAAGAAUCAUUUGGUACGGGUUCUAACCAUGUUAGAGAAAAAGAUGGUGUUUGGGCCAUUAUUGCUUGGUUAAAUAUCUUGGCCAUCUAUAACCAGAAGAAUCCAGAAAAGGAAGCUUCUAUCAAGACUAUUCAAGAUGAAUUCUGGUUGAAGUAUGGACGUACAUUCUUCACUCGUUAUGAUUAUGAAAAAGUAGAAUCCCAAAAGGCAAAUCAAAUCGUGGCUAAAUUGAGAAAGUUUGUAUUGGAUCCCUCCAAUAAAGGUAAACCAUUCCCAACAAAUAAAGAUUGGAUCAUUACUGAAUCCGGUGAUUUCUCCUACACAGAUCUCGACGGUACUGUCUCUUCUCAUCAAGGCUGUUACAUCAAAUUAUCAAACGGUGCUAGAAUGGUCCUCAGAUUAUCUGGUACAGGGUCUGCAGGUGCUACUAUCAGAUUAUACAUUGAACAAUAUACAGAUGAUAAGACUAAAUACGGCUUGAGCGCAGAGCAGCAUUUGAAACCAAUCAUCAAUGACGUCGUCAAAUUCCUAGAAUUCAAGGAAAUCUUGGGUACUGAAGAACCAACUGUCAAGACUUAG
This is a messenger RNA of Henningerozyma blattae CBS 6284, 1716 nucleotides long. RefSeq lists its product as uncharacterized. Lineage: Eukaryota; Fungi; Ascomycota; Saccharomycetes; Saccharomycetales; Saccharomycetaceae. Gene Ontology annotation, cellular component: cytosol. Bases 1 to 1716 code for a protein of 571 amino acids. Gene Ontology annotation, molecular function: phosphoglucomutase activity; magnesium ion binding. The transcript has a single exon. The record is from RefSeq and is a predicted model, not a curated record. Gene Ontology annotation, biological process: carbohydrate metabolic process.